Molecule: messenger RNA, 2145 nt
Organism: Kogia breviceps (pygmy sperm whale)
Lineage: Eukaryota; Metazoa; Chordata; Mammalia; Artiodactyla; Physeteridae
Source: RefSeq, a predicted model, not a curated record
AAAAUUGGUUAUUGACUCGAAAUUGUUGGAGGAAGCAUAGUUUCCUGACACCAGCAGAGCUAGAAAGUUGACCCAGGAAAGGCAGACCUGGUGGAAGUAACUGGCCAGAAGCGUUACCCACAGUGGCAGGAGACGACACUCAUCACAUUUGGCACAGGCCCCCACAUUGAGGAAUAAAAUCCUCCUUGUAAAAUUUACAUAGAAAAUCACUGAUUCCAGUGGGGGAAAAUUCUAUCAAAUAAAAAUGAAAGCAGAAAAAAAAAGCAAAUCUUUUUCACUGCUUUGUAUAAAAAGUUGAUCAAGGAAUUAAAUCGACUUAGAUAGAUCAAGGAAUUACAUUGACGUUCACUCUGGAACAUUUAUUCCCCAUAAAAAUUCAAAAAUAUUGGUAUAAUUCUGAUUCUAAAAAUGUUUGUAUUGUUUAACCCAAUGGAUUUAUAUGGUGGGGUCAAAAUGGUGGGUUUAAGGCACCCUAAAAUCAGCUGGCGAGAACAUACACACAGCGUGGGUCCACCUGCUUGGCUCACUCAGCCCCAGCCCUUCUUCCCAGGCUCCCUGGCAUGUCAGAAGUCCACACUACCUGGCAUCUGCCCCACCCAGGGGGGAACAAUGGGGCCACUGUGACCCUCACAAGAUUCUGGAGGCCUCACAAUGUUCCCCUGAGGUCACCACAGGGAUAACCUUACCACGCCCUGCACCUGAGGCACAGCUCUGCUGAGGCCAGCGUGGACGAUCAUCCUUAGCCCUCCUUCUGGCCAUCCAGGGCAAGGCUCCGGCCAGAGCCCUACAACGAAGCUUCUGGGGGAACCAGAAACUGGGACGCACCUCCCCCACUGAGGAGCAACUCAGGGGAGACUUCCAGCCACCAUCCUGGAGGUCCUCGCACCCAGUUCCCUUCACCCACCCCAGGAAGAGAUGCAGAAAGACACUUCGCUGCCACCCCCAUCUGAGCCCUCGGCCUCAAACACUGCCCUGGAUGCAGUCCAGCAGGCCAGCACGUCCGGACUCCCGAGCAAGAGAGGGACUGGGUGCCACGCCUCCUCCAAAGCCCACCGGAAGCCCAACAUAUCCAAGGUGAUCCUGGGGGUCGUGGCGAGCAAGGGGGCGCGCAACCGCGUGUCCCUGGCUACCCUGAAGAACGCCGUUGCCACCAGUGGCUACAACAUGACCCGCAGCGCCUGGCGCUUCAAUCGAGCGCUCAAGGGGCUGGUGGACAAGGGCAUGCUCAAGCAGGUGACAGGCAAGGGGGCCACAGGCCCCAUCUUCAUGGGCAAUAAGCAUGCCUCCAAGUUCAAGCUCAAGGCAAAGAGAAGGCAACAGCAGCAGCAGCGCCGGCCUGGGCAGCGCCGGUUGCCCAUGGGCUCCAAGCAAGGACACAAGAGGCUCGCCAAGGGGGUUCGCAGGGCAGCCAAAUGCUGCUGAAGUUAACCAGGCAGCCUGGACAAGCAGGGAGGGGUGUCAGGCCUGCCACAGGCUCAGUGCAGUGAGAAUAAAAGGAGCCUAACUUAUUUCACACCUGCCUCCUGGAAUCUCUGGGGUUCAGGGAGAGGGAGAGAAAGAGGUCUGGGGGCACAGAGGAAAGGUAAGGCCAUGGGUGGGGAAAACCUGGGCAAAAUAAGAGUGAGAUAGAUAGAUUUGGGAAGGGCUGGAGGAAUUGAAAGCAUCCAGGUAUUAGCUGAUCCAACCGCAUCAUCUUGCAGGUGAAGAAACUGAGGCCAGAAAGAGUCACAGCCAUUGUGUGGCAGAAAGCAGCCUAGAACCCAAGUGUCUGACUCACAGCGAAUCGUGGUUGUGUGUGUGUGUGUGUGUGUGCGUGCACGCGUGCACAUGCACGCACUGGAAGCCUUUUAAGUUGCUUUUUAAAGUUACUUCUCAAACCCUUUCUCCCAGGGUGGCAGCAGAUCCCUGAAGCCUGGCUAGGUCCCCUCUCCUGUCCCACUUUAGACUCCUCCAUGGAGACCAGAAAAUGAGAAAGCCAAGGCAGGAUAGGUUGGGCCCAGCGCCCAGACAGCCGAGGGCUGGAGCUCACAGGCCUAGGGUGGCUUCAUCAUCCCAGAGUAAUUUGGUUUGUCCGUUGCUCAUGGAGGUUGGAGGGUCCGGCUUGAUAGUCUAGGAGACCUCCCACCCAGCCCCCAGAUUUCCCCU